Messenger RNA from Elgaria multicarinata webbii, 658 nucleotides. It is a transcript of the gene RAB25, whose product is annotated as RAB25, member RAS oncogene family. Gene Ontology annotation, molecular function: GTP binding; GTPase activity. The coding region runs from base 2 to 649 and encodes 215 amino acids. Gene Ontology annotation, cellular component: Golgi apparatus; recycling endosome. NCBI's taxonomy places the organism in Eukaryota, Metazoa, Chordata, Lepidosauria, Squamata, Anguidae. The record is from RefSeq and is a predicted model, not a curated record. The transcript has 5 exons. Gene Ontology annotation, biological process: exocytosis.
CAUGGGGGCGUCCGAGGAGGACUACAACUUCGUCUUCAAAGUGGUGUUGAUUGGAGAAUCUGGGGUAGGAAAGACCAACUUGCUCUCCCGUUUCACCCGCAACGAGUUCAACCACGACAGCCGCACCACCAUUGGAGUGGAGUUCUCCACCCGCACUAUUCUGGUGGGAGAUGCCCUGGUGAAAGCCCAGAUCUGGGACACGGCUGGGCUGGAGCGCUACCGCGCCAUCACUUCAGCUUAUUACAGGGGAGCGGUGGGCGCCCUCUUGGUUUUCGACAUCACCAAACACCAGACGUAUGACGUGGUGGAGCGUUGGCUGAAGGAACUCUAUGACCAUGCAGAGGCCACCAUAGUGGUGAUGCUGGUGGGCAACAAGACGGACCUGACCCAAGCCCGGGAGGUCCCGACAGAGGAGGCAAAGAUGUAUGCAGAAAACAACGGCCUGCUCUUUAUGGAGACGUCUGCGCUGGACUCAACAAACGUAGAACUGGCAUUUGAAACUAUUUUGAGAGAUAUUUUCAACAAAGUGCAGAAACAGAAACAGAAAAGCCCCCUGGACAACACUGUGGCGCUCUCUGCUGAGAACCCCAACGCUGCGUCCACCUCUCAAGCCACGGAAGGGAAGCGAGCGUGCUGCUUGAACUUCUAAAGGGGUGAG